AUGAGUAAUCUGGAGCGCUCAGUCAAUGUGUCGGAGCCGGAGUUUCUGGAGCUGACCGUCUCCAACCUGAGGCCUGAGGAGAGCUACACCUUCAGAGUCAUCGCAUACAACGACAUGGGGCCGGGACAGAGCUCCGCCCCUCUGAGUAUCAGCACCAAACCUGACCUCCAGGUUCCCAGCAGGGUGGAGUCUCUCCAGGCGGAGGCUCUGUCUCCCUCCUCCGUCCAGGUGAGCUGGGAGCCGCCCAGCCAACCCAACGGCCCCGUGCUGAGCUACAGACUGCUGUGGACCGAGAGGCCGUCCAACAAGGAGCAGAGUGUGGAGGUGAACGGACUCAACUACAAGAUGGAGGGACUCAAUAAGUUCACAGAGUACACAGUUCGAGUUCUGGCAAUCAACCGCUAUGGUCCAGGCACCGCCCCGGUGACGGUCAGCGUCACCACCCAAUCAGACG
Notothenia coriiceps (black rockcod) is the source of this 454-nucleotide messenger RNA. Its product is annotated as netrin receptor DCC-like. Lineage: Eukaryota; Metazoa; Chordata; Actinopteri; Perciformes; Nototheniidae. The annotation marks the transcript as partial. Gene Ontology annotation, molecular function: protein binding. The transcript is spliced from 4 exons. The record is from RefSeq and is a predicted model, not a curated record.